GAAUGUUCUUCUGAACCCCUUGCCUCGCUGUACAACGCAUAUACACAGGCAUUGCCGGCAAAGCUCCUUCCACCUUCCCAAAUUUUUAUUUUUUAGAGGAUUAAACGAGAGCGCAAGACAAAGAAAUCUUUCCUUCUCUAACGUCGUCGUUCCCAUUCUUUAAUUGAUCGUUUUUGCAUUUUAAAAAUAAUGGCGGAUCAGUGCAUGCCAGGAUGGAUCUUAGCUACUCUGUUUGGUCUCUCUGUUAUCUAUUAUUUGGUAACCAAGAAGAAGGAACAGAGAGCUAGUAAGGAUUUGUUGGAGGCGAGAAGCGAGUACGUUAAUAGCAUAGCCACCACCAGUGGAGAAUGCAGAUCCAGUAAUGUUUCCGAUGUCGACGUUAUCAUUGUCGGCGCCGGUGUUGCUGGCGCCGCUCUCGCUCAUACUCUUGGCAAGGAUGGACGUCAAGUGCACGUCAUUGAAAGAGACUUGACUGAGCCUGAUAGGAUUGUGGGUGAAUUGCUACAGCCAGGGGGUUACCUUAAGUUAAUUGAAUUGGGACUUGAAGAUUGUGUGGAGAAAAUUGAUGCUCAGAGGGUGUUUGGUUAUGCACUUUUCAAGGAUGGAAAACAUACUCGACUCUCUUAUCCUUUGGAAAAGUUCCACUCAGAUGUAGCUGGAAGGAGCUUUCACAAUGGACGUUUCAUACAGAGAAUGCGGGACAAAGCUGCGUCCCUCCCCAAUGUACAAUUGGAGCAAGGAACUGUCAUAUCUCUACUUGAAGAUAAAGGGACUUUUAGAGGCGUGCAGUACAAAACAAAAGAUGGGCAAGAGCUGAAGGCAUUUGCACCUCUGACAAUUGUUUGUGAUGGCUGUUUCUCAAACCUGCGCCGCUCCCUUUGCAACCCUAAGGUGGAUGUGCCCUCUUGUUUUGUUGGCAUGGUCCUGGAGAAUUGCCAGCUUCCAUGUGCAAAUCAUGGGCAUGUUAUCUUAGGGGAUCCGUCCCCGAUUUUGAUGUAUCCUAUUAGCAGUACCGAGGUCCGCUGUCUGGUUGAUGUACCUGGUCAGAAGGUUCCUUCCAUUUCAAGUGGUGAAAUGGCAAAAUAUUUGAAGACUGUGGUGGCACCUCAGCUUCCCCCAGAAGUUUAUGAUGCCUUUCUAGCUGCUGUUGAUAAAGGAAAUAUAAGGACAAUGCCAAACAGAAGCAUGCCAGCUGCUCCUUAUCCUACUCCUGGUGCAUUGUUGAUGGGCGAUGCAUUCAACAUGCGUCAUCCUCUUACCGGGGGAGGAAUGACUGUUGCAUUGUCUGACAUUGUUGUUUUACGGAAUCUUCUCAGGCCUUUGCGCAACCUUAAUGAUGCACCUACACUCUGCAAAUAUCUUGAAUCUUUCUACACCUUGCGCAAGCCUGUAGCAUCCACAAUCAAUACACUGGCAGGUGCCCUCUACAAGGUUUUUUGUGCUUCACCUGAUCAAGCAAUGAAGGAAAUGCGUCAGGCGUGCUUUGAUUAUUUAAGUCUUGGAGGCGUAUUUUCAGCAGGACCCGUGUCUUUGCUCUCAGGCUUAAACCCCCGCCCGUUGAGCUUGGUUGCCCACUUCUUUGCGGUUGCUAUAUACGGGGUUGGGCGUUUGUUACUGCCAUUCCCUUCACCUAAACGCAUCUGGAUUGGAGCUAGAUUGAUUUCAGGUGCAUCGGGAAUCAUCUUCCCCAUCAUUAGGGCAGAAGGAGUUAGACAGAUGUUCUUCCCUGCAACUGUUCCAGCAUAUUAUAGAGCUCCUCCAGUCAAGUGAGAUUCAUUCGGCAAGAUGUGGAGAUAGCGUAAGCCACUUCUGUUCCCACUCCUUCCCUCGUUGAAAGUCGUCUGGGUGAGGGUGAAUGCUUCGAAGAAUAACUGUGCAUUAUUAUAGAUUUUUGCUGCUAGGAUGUUCAUAAAACUUCAACUCUGACCAAUAAAUAUAAUAUGAAUUAUACAUCAAAUAACUGCUUCAUGUUUUGUUUCAUAUUUUACAAGACAUGUCCCAUGAAACAUCAUAUUCUUUAAACAAUAAUUUUGGAGGAAAGAUUUUUAUCAUUUUCAAUUUUUUCA
This is a messenger RNA of Populus nigra (black poplar), 2066 nucleotides long. Its product is annotated as squalene monooxygenase SE1-like. Gene Ontology annotation, biological process: sterol biosynthetic process. The record is from RefSeq and is a predicted model, not a curated record. Bases 190 to 1770 code for a protein of 526 amino acids. Gene Ontology annotation, cellular component: endoplasmic reticulum; membrane. Gene Ontology annotation, molecular function: squalene monooxygenase activity; flavin adenine dinucleotide binding. The transcript is spliced from 8 exons. NCBI's taxonomy places the organism in Eukaryota, Viridiplantae, Streptophyta, Magnoliopsida, Malpighiales, Salicaceae.